Molecule: messenger RNA, 3963 nt
Organism: Pestalotiopsis fici W106-1
Lineage: Eukaryota; Fungi; Ascomycota; Sordariomycetes; Amphisphaeriales; Sporocadaceae
Exons: 2
Coding region: 1-3963 (1320 amino acids)
Molecular function (GO): ubiquitin-protein transferase activity
Source: RefSeq, a predicted model, not a curated record
AUGACGAGAGACACAGCUGGCAGCGCUCGCGGCUGCACCUCCGAUGGCCUCGAAGCCGAGAUUCUGGCUGCGCUCUGGAAGGAAGUGCCGUUCCCGCGACUGCCAUCCGAUGCGCCGCCCGAGCUGAAAGACUUUGUCAUCGCAAUCGAGAACCCGAAAAGACUCUACACCAUACAGCGUGCCAUCCGUCGUCAUGACCUGCAACUCCUCAUCGAGAAGUUUGUAGUUCAGCUACGACAUGGCUGUGGCCUCGACGAUUGUCGGACUGCGUCAUGCUUCAGCUGCCGCAGACGUUUGGCUGGCAAGGCUCCCGUCCGAAGAUACAAUCCCACGAGUGCUCGAACUCUAGCGGUACAUCUAGCGUCCCAAGACAACCCUGAACAGUACCUUUGCCCGAAUCUCGACUCUCGCAGUUGCAAUGACGCUACGAGAUCUCUGAUCUUUGCGCCCAAGCUGCACUCGACAGGUCCCAAAGUUGGUGAUGGGCGGAAAGCAAAGAGGGCGAAUGGCCGUGGGCGAAGCCUGUCACCAGACUCUAGAAGUAGAAUCCGGCGCCAUCUGCCUCCCGGUCUCGAAGCCACAACGCAUCAAGAUGCACGGCAUCCUAAUGAAAGCCCAGCACCAACGAGCCGGAUUCGAAACCAGCAGGACUCCAAUGGCUCGAGAUAUGGUGAUACAGAAGCUGGAAAUGCCCUUUCAGCGACUAACAACCCAGAUCUGACCAUCUCAAUCAACGAAAGGCCUGUUCGUAAGGAUUACCGCUCAUUUGCUGCCAACGUGUUUGGGUCUGUCGCGUUUAAGAUGCUCGAGUGGCUGGCACCGAACAACUUGCAGACCAUAUCUGAAAACAGCGCUGCUGCUCUUGAAGAUAGAUGGCCCAAUGCCAGCACUGAGCCGUCUACAGCAGAUGAUUCAGACGACGAGUUAUUUGUGCCAUCGGCAUCUUCAAAUGACCCAAACGAUUCAAAUACAUCAGUGGAGCGCGACCCAGACGGAGAGAACGUACACGAAUCUGAGACCAUCGUGGCUCAUGCAAAACUCGACCAAGAUUCACCAUCUGUUGCCACCAGGCCAAGGGCUACGUCCUUGAGUGGUAAUUCCAACUCCAGCGCUCGGCCGGUGCAUCCAAGAACACACUCGCACCCUCGUCUACGGCCAUCGCCCGUUAAGCACCGGCCGUUGGCGGCGGAGGAUAUCCCUGAAGCCGCGAUAGAUUAUGCUCUUGGCGGAUCUGAGUCCCCUUUAUCUCCUAGGUCACCGGGCCGUAAACAUCCCCAAUCCUCGGCCAAGGCUUCUUCAGUGGCAGCUCAACCACGUUCCAAUGAUCGAUUGAACGAUGUAGCUCACGGCGCACAAACCCCAUCUCUAUCUGAAAUUGAUGCAUACAACGACUUGAGAGGACCACUGCUCUACUCAAAGGCUUCCCAGAAGGCUACCUCAAACAAUGGCGACGUUGUUCCAUCAGCAAAUGGAUACUCUACUUCUCGGGAAUCUAGCGCUGAUACGGAAGACCUUGAUGCAAGACCCGAUGCCGACUUCCUUCCUCAGUCUAUAUCUCGACUCAAUAAGGAUAUUACAAACCUCUUCUGUGAUGUGUUGGAGCAAGACAGCAGUGUAGAAGAACACAUGCUCGUAGGAAGCGUGGGCAGUCGUCCAGUCCUGAAAAGGCGAAGUCCCACCCACAAAUCAUAUCCUCGUCUUCUCAAGCUUGAGUGGAAGCUAUUCAUUGAGCAAAGCGUCUAUAAUGUUCUCAGUGACCCAAACGCCGUCCUCGAAUCUUUCACAACGCCCGGCGGUCUUAUGGAAUCUCAGACACUAUUCUAUCACAUGUUGCGUCUAACCAGAGCUACCCCGAGUCUGGUAUUUGAUAGUCUAUGGCAAGCUUCUGAAAGCCUGUUUGCACCUCCAAGCGCUCUGAGAUCAGCAGAGCCACAACUCUCUGGCUUGGCCAAAACUGUGACAUCACUGUCUAACAAGGAAGCUGGUUUCUUGAUAUCCAUCUGUUUGCAUGCUCUCGUCGCUGCAGCUCCUUUGGUCAGUAACGCAACAUGCUUGUUCGACAUGUCAAGGAUUAGAUCUCGGGGGUUAACCCUAUCCGAAUAUGGUUUUGUUGUUCGACAUGGCUACUCUCUUUGUCUACAAUACGAAGAUGCGUUCACAAAUGACAUGGCGCUGCGACUGGCGCGCAGGGUGCUGGCAGCAAUCCCAACACGGCGAUAUUUCGAUGAGCUCGUUAAGUUUGACAUGGAUCCAGAAGAUGCAAUGCAUAGCACAGAUGUCCUUGACAUCGUGCUGUCUCACCUUGAACCAGGGAGAGAAAUGCAUCCAUCUGGUGAUUUUUCAUUGGAAGAACGAGAGGUACACGAAAAGCGGAUGCCUAUCCUGCUUCUCGACUGGGCACGUACGAUCAUGUUGAAUGAGUGGCAAGGAAGGCCAGACGUCCCCGGUGAUGGCCCUUUUGGUGGUGCGCUUGCACUCAUUGCGGCCAUACACCAAAAGCGGAAGUCACUUCUCCUAGGCGAUGCCAUCUUCCGCAUUGAAUAUUUCAGCGAUCGUCUUGACUCAAUUGAGAUGCCUGUUACCUGGCUAGAAUACGACUCGACCCGGCGAGCGGCACAUUUACUCGAUUAUCCGUACAUAUUUCCAAACUCAUCCCUGGUGUCGUAUUUUCGAGCCAUCAAUUUCUCACGCAUGAGCCGGUCAUAUGAAGAGUCUAGUUCGCUGCAGACGCGAAUCAGCUCGAUAAUAGCUAUGGACAGUCUUGUGACAGAUGGACAUCAAAAGGGCGUUCUCCAGGACAUGCUCAAGGUUGCUUCAUCCAAGUUCUUGAUCUUGGACAUUGGUCGUAAGACGAUCCUGCGCGACGCGUUUGAUCAAUUGUGGAGGAGGCAGGAACGAGAACUGCUCAGGCCGUUGAAGGUCCACCUAGGCGAGGAUGCUGGAGAAGAGGGCUUCGACUCUGGCGGCGUUCAGCAAGAAUUUUUCAGACUGGCCCUUGCAGAAGCGUUGAACCCGGACUAUGGCGGCUUCACAGUCGAUGACAGAACCCGAAUGACAUGGUUCCAGCCCGGGUCAUUGCAGCCAGAAUGGAAAUUCGAGCUUAUUGGCUUGCUCGUGUCUAUCGCCGUGUUCAAUGGUCUCACAUUGCCGAUCACAUUUCCGAAAGCUUUGUACAUGAAGAUUCUUGGCGAGCCGGUGACGGAAUUACACCAUAUUUCGGACGGCUGGCCCGAUCUUGCCAAUGGUCUCACAAGUCUCCUCGAGUGGGAUGAGGCAGAUGGUACUGUCGAUGAUAUUUUUGCCCGCACUUAUGAGUUCUCGGUCAACAUGCUUGAACAGCCCGUCUCACGGGAAAUGGAUUCGUCCAAAAGCAUCACUUGGCCACAAUUCUCGGGUGCCAGCGUUGCAACACUGGCAUCGGAAAAUCCCGAGGAUGCGCCUCUUGUGACCGCAGACAAUCGCGAAGCCUACGUCAGCGACUAUAUUCGCUACCUCACAGACGUCAGCGUUGCACCGCAAUACGAGGCUUUUGCCCGCGGCUUUCGAACUUGUCUCCUCCCAAAGUCCUUGCAACUCCUCACACCACAAUUAUUGCAGUCUAUUGUGGAAGGAGUGCAGGAAAUUGAUAUCAAUGAGCUUCGCCGGGCUGCACGAUACGAGGGUUGGGACGCUACUCAUCGCACAAUCCGCGACUUCUGGAGUAUCGUCAAGCGCUAUGACGAGAACAAGAAACGCAAGCUGCUCGAGUUUGUGACAGCCAGCGAUCGUGUACCGGUCGGCGGCAUGCGCAACAUCAAGUUUGUCAUCCAAAAGAACGGUGCCGCUGAGGGUAAGCAUGGCCGCCUGCCGUCUGCCUACACGUGCUAUGGCAUCUUACUGUUGCCCGAGUACCAAGACAAGGAGACUCUUAGAGAGAGACUGGGAUUUGCCUUGGAAAACACUCAAGGUUUUGGUCUUGCCUAG